Messenger RNA from Tachysurus fulvidraco (yellow catfish), 1226 nucleotides. Its product is annotated as sialoadhesin-like. The record is from RefSeq and is a predicted model, not a curated record. Gene Ontology annotation, biological process: cell surface receptor signaling pathway. Bases 2 to 793 code for a protein of 263 amino acids. The transcript has 6 exons. Gene Ontology annotation, molecular function: transmembrane signaling receptor activity. Lineage: Eukaryota; Metazoa; Chordata; Actinopteri; Siluriformes; Bagridae.
GAUGGAGCUCAGUCCACUGCCUGUGAUGCUCUUGCUGAUUUCACUCAUACCAGUGGUCCAGGCUCAAGGGAGUCCUAAAGCUGUGGUGUCCAUAAAGCCUGAUACACAUGUGUUCACUGGAGAGGCUGUUAUUCUCAUAUGUGACAUACAGGGAGGAGGAAACACUCAGUGGACUUACAGCUGGAAUAAAGAUAAUAACAAACUCUAUUCAAAUGGAAAUAAGAGAGAUUUCAUAGACACAAUGCAGGUGUUAAUAAUCUGGUCUGUUGAAGACUCUGACAGUGGAACCUACAGCUGCAGAGGACAUGGGGGAUACAAUCAGAGCUCAGUGAUCAGUGAUGAUGUUACACUGACUGUAUCAGUAAAACCCAAACCGACUGUGAGAGUGAAUCCUCAGAGCUCCGUCUACACUGGAGACACCGUCACUCUGAGCUGUGAGCUGCAGCAGGGGACUGGAUGGAAGUUUUUCUGGUACAAAAAUAAUCAGAUGUUAUGGGAUCUGAACAGUGAACAAGUGAACACACUUAAUGUGACAGUCGAUAAUGCAGGAGAAACAGAGUACAUGUGUCGAGCAUACAGGAUAAACAACUACAACUACUACACAGAGCUCAGUGAUCCUGUCAAGAUUACAGUGAGAGGUGUAGAAGCUACAUUCUCAGUGCUCAUGCUGAUCUGUAGUGUGGUGACGGCCUCUCCGUAUCUGCUGGUGACCAUCAUUCUGCUGCUCAUAUGUUACAGAGCUCGAGAUCACACUGAUGAAGACAGAAUUGAGAAUGCAGUCAUAGAGGCUUGAGCAAAAUUCAUCUAUAAAAAGAAGAUACAUUUACUAUAAUAUAUAUUAUUGCAGAAUUUCUAUUUCUUUAUGGUUUUGUGUGGAUUUUAAAACAAUACUGAUUUGUCAUUUAAAUGUCCUGCUGUUAUUUGCUCAUCAUAUUAUAGACACCCUCAUUGUUGUGAAUGGCUUUGUUUAGUUAAUGUCUGCAAACCUCCUGAUGAGGUGUAAAUUACCGUGUGUGUACAGUAGUGUCCAAAAAGCCCCACAGCCAGCUUUUUUAUGCAAUAUAAAAAUGUUAUCUGAAAUAUGGUGCUAAUAUUGUGUUUUGUGUCUUCUCAGUAUUAGUUCUACCACUGCUGCAUUUGUACUGCUGUUUUUAUUCUAGUUGUUUGUGAGAUUUCCUCUAUAUGAAAUGUUUCGAUCAAUAAAAUAAAUCAUUAUUAUCAAUUCA